UUUAUUGAGCAGAUUCAUUUGUUGAUAGCAUAAUCGUGAAGAAGCUCAAACAAAAUUUCUGAAAAAUGAUUAAAAAAAUUAACGAAAAAGUAAAACAAACCCAGGAAUCCAGUGAAAGUGAUAAAAGCACGCGAAGUAUAAAGUCGUUCUUUAGUAUAGGUUUCCUCCAAUCGAAUGGAAGGCUUUUUCCCAGUUCAUGCAGGUCUUUUUUUUUUCAUUUUUUUUUUUCUUAAUCUCUGGUGCACGGAGACAGACGAAUAAAAUAUUAUGUUUUGAGAGUGCAGAAGCCAUGUUUAAAGCUAUAAACAGGUUCGAAGUUUGAAUGUAGCCGAUAGUGAUAGCCGUAGGGGCUUGGAGAGUUCUGCAUAAAAAGCCAGAAAUAUGUAUUACUUUUCAGACGAUGACUUCAUCGACAUGGAAGUCAGCUCAUACUCGAACUUCCUAUGCCAUUCUGUUAGCUCCCCUCCGCACAACAGAGAGUUUGAGUUCCAAAUGUCUUCCAGCUCUCAAGAAAGAGAGCAUACAACUUCCCCAGCUGAUCAGCUCUUCUACAAAGGAAAGCUCCUUCCUCUUCACUUUCCCCCACGUUUGCAAAUGGUAGAAAAACACCUGCAAAGCUCCGGCUCUGCUUGUGAUACAAGAAAAGAUAUCUUUGAAGAAUGCUAUAGCACUCCAUUAAACACUACUGCCCCACCAACACCCACUUCUCAUACCCCAUUUGAAUCCUGCAAUAUCUCACCCUCAGAAUCUUUCCGGGUUACUAGAGAUCAGUUGAGCCUAGAUGAGUAUAUCUCGGACAGUUUAACUGAAGUCAGUGGGUUCAUUGGUGAAAACCCAAAGAAGUCUUGGACCAAAAAGCUCAAGCACUCCUUGCUUGGUUUAAAGCAGAAGGCUUCCAGGGUUUACCUCAAUUCUAUUUUCAGUAAAUCUGGUAGUUCACGUGAGCCCUGCACAACGGCUACGAAGGAUGCAGAUGAAGGAUCGAUUUCAAAAGCCAAGAAAUACAUGAAUAACUAUAUAAAAGAGUCGAACAAAACCCCGUUGGGACAAAUUCAGAAGGAUAAAUGCUCGACAUCAAAAAGCAUCAUAAGGAGCAUUGACAAAGACAAUGACGCUAAGAAUGGCGUCGGUCGCCAUAGGAGAUUGCUGUCAGUGGUUAUCAAACGCCAUUCAACAAACAAGUCUUCAUCCUCAUCUGUCUCUUCUUCAUCUUCAAGCUCAAGCAAUUCAGAUGGGUUCCAUGAGUUGCAAUUUCUCAAGAGAUGCAGCAGCGCAAGUUCAGAUAUCGAGAUAUCAAUUCAAGGAGCAAUUGCUCAUUGCAAGGAGUCUCAGCAGCUGUUCCACUCCAGGAAAACUGUUAGUGAAGUUGGGUUUUACUGAUUGCUGCCAACUUCCAGGAUUGCAGUUCAUGAAAGAAAGGCAGACCUUUGCGCGGGGGGGGGGGGGACAAGGAGUACGAUGUUUUAAUUGGUUAAUGAUGUUUUCUUACCCUUUUUUCCUUUCAUAAUCUUGAUUUUCGCCAUGCUCUGAUCCAAGACUAGAUCUAUGGCUUUUUAGACAAUUUAGACCAGAACAUCAAGUCAACGUUUGUGAAAAAUUGAAAAAAAAUAAAAAGCUCCCUUCCUCAAAAUAAGUUGUAAGGAAUAAAAAUGAAUGAGGUUCUUCAUGUAGAUUAGAAGCCUUUCACUCAGUUAGAUUUUUUUUUUUUUUUUUUAUAUAUGUCGGGGAACCUCUCCAAGGCAGAGCCCUUCGGACCCAGCCCUUGCAGAGUAAAUUUUGAUCUCGUGCAUUGCACCCUCGGAAGUUUUUUUUACACAGAAUUAGUUAAAUCGCUAGUUUUUCACUCGAGAAUAUAAUCCCAAAAGAUUGUUUGUACCUGUGAUGUGUUAAACCUUGAAAUGAGUGAUAUCCCAAUACUAAAGCCUUCACCACUUGGGCCAACUCCUUCGGGUUGUUAGAAUUUAACAAUCUAAGGUUGAUUGAUCGGGAGAUUACACAUAAAAUCUUCUUUUAUGCACAAACUGUUUCACCCUUUUAUUUUGGAAACAUGAGCUGAAUAUCUUCCACCCAGGUAAGAAGUCCACUUUUAUACUUGCAAACUUCUAACAUCUAUCUUUUCUGGACCUUUUGCUACUCCUAAAUGAUUCCAGUUCAGGGAUCAUUGACAUCACUUUCAAUUUUCAGGUAUACUGUAAAACUAAAAAUCUGGCAGUGAGAGUAGGAUUUUAUACCCUUGUUU
Molecule: messenger RNA, 2239 nt
Organism: Juglans regia (Persian walnut)
Lineage: Eukaryota; Viridiplantae; Streptophyta; Magnoliopsida; Fagales; Juglandaceae
Product: probable membrane-associated kinase regulator 4
Exons: 2
Coding region: 382-1380 (332 amino acids)
Cellular component (GO): plasma membrane
Molecular function (GO): kinase inhibitor activity
Source: RefSeq, a predicted model, not a curated record